Messenger RNA from Erythranthe guttata (spotted monkey flower), 1556 nucleotides. Its product is annotated as plant UBX domain-containing protein 4. Gene Ontology annotation, molecular function: ubiquitin binding. Gene Ontology annotation, cellular component: cytosol; nucleus. The record is from RefSeq and is a predicted model, not a curated record. Gene Ontology annotation, biological process: proteasome-mediated ubiquitin-dependent protein catabolic process; Golgi organization; nuclear membrane reassembly. Lineage: Eukaryota; Viridiplantae; Streptophyta; Magnoliopsida; Lamiales; Phrymaceae.
UUCUUUUUUAAUUCCCAAAUUCUCAAUUCUGAAGCAAAGCAUCUAACCCCCUUCAACAAUGGAGAACCCUCCGUCGGAAGCAAUCAUCGACGGCCACCACCCUCAUAUUUCACUCAUCAACACCUUCUGCGAAAUAACCGCCUGCGCCUCUCAAUCCGAAGCCCUCUUCUUCUUGGAGUCCCACAAUUUCGAUCUCGACGCCGCCGUCUCCACUUUCCUCGACGACGCCAAUCCCGUUGAUUCCGCCGCCGCCGCCGCGGUCAAUCCAACUUCUCCGGCGUUCAAUUCCCCUACUGAGAUGUCUCCUUCUCCUUCCCCUUCCCGUUCCCGAUCCCCUUCGCCGCCGCCUGCUUCCCGCUCCUACAGUCUCCGCUCCUCAUCUAAACCUAGCACUGCUGCACCGAGACGCGGAAUUAGGACUUUUUCGGAUCUGAACAGAAACCCUAAAGACGAUGAUGAGGAUUCUGAUAGCGAUCCUGACUUUAAUCCCCAGGAUUACUACACCGGCGGCGAAAAGAGUGGAAUGGUUGUUAGAGACCCAUCAAGGGCGAAUAAUGUAGAUGCAAUAUUCAAUCAAGCAAGACGAGCAGGUGCUGUAGAAGCGUCUGCAGAUCAUCAAUUGCCUUCUUCUUCGAGCUCAAGAGGCUUUACUGGAACUCCAAGACUACUUUCUGGGGAUGAUGUGUCGUCUACUACUACUACUACCCCUCCGCCCCCUCCUCAGAAUAUUAAUCACGUUAUCACUUUUUGGAGAAAUGGAUUUACAGUUAACGAUGGACCUUUUAGGAGAUUGGAUGAUCCCCUAAAUGCACCUUUCUUGGAGAGUAUUAAGAAGUCUGAGUGCCCAACGGAACUUGUUCCUGCAGAUAAGAACAACCAAGUUCGUGUUAGUCUUGUGAGGAAGGACGAUGACUACAAGGAGCCGAAAAAACGGGAUGUUCCGUUUCGUGGUGUUGGAAGAACACUUGGCAGCAGCAGUGAUGAUGUCAUCAUAACAACGACGCCUGUGGAGCCGGAAACUGUGUUGAUGACCAGUGCACCGGCACCAUCUAUGGGAAUGGUGGUUGACGAGACUCAAUCUACAACGUCGAUUCAGCUGAGAUUGGCAGAUGGUACUCGCAUGGUUUCAAGAUUCAAUAACAACCACACGAUCAGAGAUGUCAGAGCCUUUAUCGAUGCGUCUAGGCCUCAGAGAACUUCGUAUCAGCUGCAAAGUAUGGGAUUCCCUCCCAAGAAACUGGAUGAUCUUGACCAGACCAUUGACCAAGCUGGAAUAGCUAACUCAGUUGUCAUCCAGAGACUGUAACUACCUCAGUAUUUUACAGCAUUGCUGAUUUGCUGUCAGAUUAUGUGGUAAGACUGAUAUGGAUCAAGUUUUUGUUUGGGAAAACUAUUAAAUCUUCCCGCAUAUUAUUUUAGGCAAUUUUAUCUCCGGUUGAAUUCGAUUCUACUUGUUUUGGAACGCGAAACAAUUUGUUGUCUGAACCUUUUGUGGUGUACAGGUUGAGGUUCAAUCUGCAUGCAUCAGCAAAUAUAUCCAUCUGCUUUUGAUGUUA